Messenger RNA from Dreissena polymorpha, 831 nucleotides. RefSeq names its product PR domain zinc finger protein 12-like. Gene Ontology annotation, biological process: neurogenesis. The record is from RefSeq and is a predicted model, not a curated record. NCBI's taxonomy places the organism in Eukaryota, Metazoa, Mollusca, Bivalvia, Myida, Dreissenidae. Gene Ontology annotation, cellular component: nucleus. The transcript is spliced from 6 exons. Gene Ontology annotation, molecular function: protein binding. The coding region runs from base 1 to 831 and encodes 276 amino acids.
AUGGAUACUAAUGCAUCUCUUCCGCCGGAACUGAUAAUUUUCCCCAGUACGAUCCCCGGCUCAAACCUCGGUGUCUUUUGUGCAACUUCGAUAAAGCAUGGAACCAAAAUGGGACCAUAUCCAGGCAGAAUUGUGACGUCAUGUGAUUGUCGCAACAAACCCAUGGAUAAGUGUUGGGAGAUAUUGCUACCGAACAACGCGUUGCUAGCGUACCUCAAUGCCGAUAGUUGCCAUGACAACUGGUUGGCUAACGUGCAGUGUGCACGUGCAGAGACCGAGCAAAACCUUGAGCUGGUGCAAGUAGGCUCGCAGAUAUACUACAGAGCAACAAAGGAUAUUCAACGAGGAGACGAACUUCUGGUUUGGUACGGGGCUUCAUACACUCUAUACAUGGGACUACCGGUCACUUCCGGUCAUACAACGAAGCCUUUGGCGAUUUCCGGUGACGUCAACGUCGAACCCGUUACUUCCGUUGACGUCAUCAAUGAGCAAUCAUUAAAAAAUACUAACACCGACAAAAAAGACUUAACACGUGAAGCUAAUGACGACCAUAGAUGGCGAUGCGUGCUGUGUAGGCGUGGCUUCAACUCGCGCAGCAAUCUGCGUUCGCACAUGCGCAUUCACACACUUGAGAGACCGUUCACCUGUUCGUAUUGCGCGCGCAGAUUCAGCCAAUCGUCAACGCUCAGAAAUCAUAUCCGACUGCAUACGGGGGAAAAGCCGUACACAUGUGUCACGUGCAAGAGUUCCUACUCACAACUGGCCGGCCUGCGCGCGCACCAACGAAGCUCCGCCCAUCGCCCGCCGAUGUCUGGCCGAUAUUCAAAGUGA